This is a messenger RNA of Sipha flava (yellow sugarcane aphid), 1921 nucleotides long. RefSeq lists its product as uncharacterized. The transcript has 9 exons. Lineage: Eukaryota; Metazoa; Arthropoda; Insecta; Hemiptera; Aphididae. Bases 326 to 1411 code for a protein of 361 amino acids. The record is from RefSeq and is a predicted model, not a curated record.
AUAAAGUUGACAUUAAACAUAAGGAGCAACAUUUUCAAACACUCCACAGACGCGUUAUUAUUAUCUUUUUGUAAAGACGGUCAAAGGCGAGUGUAAAACUACGCAGAUUGUCUAUGCAGGAUAUAAGUAAUUGUAAAACGUUCUGUAAAAGUUUAAAAUAAGUGUAUUAAUGUGUGUAUAAGUAAUUUAAAUAAAAUUAAUAUAAGUGAGUUAAAAAAAGAAAGUUAUUGUCAUUUUAAAAUAUAAAUUGGUCGCCUUAUUCCACACCUGAAGAGUCAACUACGGUUGUCAAGAGGUAGACCGACACAAUCAUCGGAGAGUGCAUAUGGAAAACAGAGAUAUGAUUAUGUUUCGAGAUAUUAAGGCGUUGGUGGAUAGAACUGGAUGCAUAGAAAAGAGAAUGGAAAUUAUUGAAGAAACGUGUGGCAGUGAAAAAUAUGUGAACAACUUAACUGUACAAAAUAACAGCAACAAAAAAGUAAAUGAAUUGACGUUUAAUAAUACUAUUUUGUCCAACGAGUUGGAUAUACUACGAGAUAAACUUACACUCGUGGAAAGAAGAAUGCGAAUCAUUGAAGAAUCUAACACAGAAACAAUAACAUAUCAAGAUGAAAAAUACAAACGCCUAGUUGAAAAAUUGAAUGCUUUCAUAGAUAUUUUUUCAAAGACGCCGACAAUAAGCGAUAAUUCUAUUCAACUUUCAUCUGAUAUACAACCAAUUUAUGUAAAAGAAUUUAAUUACAAGAUCGAUAAGCUUCAAAAAUCUAUAGACACAAUAAUGAAUGAAAAUAAGUUAUUGGUUCAGUCUAACAAUAAUAUAGUCAAAAAAAUGAACAUAUUAGAUUCAAAAUUAGUUGAAACUCAAAGCAUUGGACGUAAAACAUUUGUGCAUAAAAAUAAUUUCAAGACGUUAAAAUAUAACUUCAAUAAAUUCAAGAAUCUGUACAACGAUUUAGAUGUUAUAGAUCGCUUACAGGCAAUAGAAAAAAACAUACAUAACGAGAAACCCGAAAAAUUAAUUCGAAAAUACAACAAAUUGAAAAUGCGACUCUGUUUAAUUGAAAAUGAAAUUAACACAAAUUCCCAUCAAUAUCUUCAGAAUAUGAUUCUGAUGUCAACUGCGAACAUGGUAAGAGACAAUACAAAUUCCAUGGCGAAUGUCCUUUAUGAAAGAAACUCCCAAAAAGUCCUUUCACCAAUUCCAGCACUACCCCUAGAACCUCAAGAAAUGAUCCAAGAGAUAAAAGACGUUGAUGAAAUUGUGGACAAUAAUAUUAGCAAAGAGAUUUCAAUAACGAUUAACCAAAAAGAAAACCUUUUGUCUUCAUCGAAUUCAAAUGAAAAUAUUUCAAUCUAUAUACCUUCUCCACCUCCAUUACCACCUCCACCUACUAUAUUUUCAUUUGUCUGAUACUUACAGCCCUUGAAACGCUUUGAACAUGCAUCCCUUUUUUUUCGUUAUCUAACAAUCUAUAUCUAUAAAUAUCUAACUAUCGUAACUACAGAGUAUUGCCAGAAAGCAUUGUUCAUAUGGCGUAUCAUGAAUAAGUACCACGGUGUAUUAUACGCAAUUGUUAACUUCUUACUCAAAUUGUUAAUAAAUCCUCACUAACUGUGCUAUUCAGUGGCUAACUAUGUUACCAUUUUGUGUUCAACGGCGCAUAGCGAGUAAUCGCGUCGUGAGACAAAGUGCUGAAUUAAUGAAUAGGUUUAGAAGUUGAUUCAAUUUUAAUAAAACUAACAUAUACAUAAACUAGUUAUUUUGUUUUUUCUUAUUUCUGACAACGCUUGACAAUGUAGAUCAGGUUUUUACAUAAUUAAAAAAAAAAUGCACCUCGUGCUUUAUCUUAUACUUUUACAAUACAGACAUAUCAUUGUAAUUUAAUAUUGGCUAGGAUGGUUAGAGAAACUUAGACAAUCG